AAUUCAUCUUGACUUACUUGCAUUAGAUAGGUAAGUAAAAAGAGAGAGAAAAAAUGGAGAUGGAGAGCGGAGUUGAAAGGCGGAAGCGCUGUGUAGUAUUGGUGGCGUACCCCUUUCAAGGGCACAUAACGCCAAUGCUACAACUGGGACAAGUCCUUCAUUCAAAGGGUUUCUCCAUCGUAGUUGCCCACACCCAAUUCAACGCUCCAAACCCGAAAAACCACUCGGGAUUCGCCUUCCACGGCUUGGCAGAUGGAAUCCAAGCAAGUGAGAUGGCUGUAAGCGGCACAAGACUGAAAAACGUUCAUGCUAUGAAUGAGAACUGCAAAGUGCCUCUUCAGGACUUUUUGGAAGAGAAAAGAGACCUGAUUUCUUGUGUCAUCUAUGAUAACGCCAUGUUCUUUGUUGAUCACGUCGUUACUCUUCUCAACGUCCCUUCCAUUGUUUUUCGCCCUUUCAACGCUGUUUUCUUGGCAGCUUUUCUCCAUAUUCUUGAACAUGAGGGCACUAUUUCCCUCCUUCCUGGUAUGCCGUCUUAAUUAGUGCCUCAUAAAACAGAGAUUUAAGCACGUAUGUACCUGCUUAAAUAGUGUUGUAUCCAUCUUUUUUUAUUCAUUACUUGCUGUCUUUAUUAUAACUAGUCAAAUCAUUAGAAAUAUACACUUGCAGAACUAGUUAAGAGGCAUAACAUAAUAAUGUUAGAAAAGUGAAAUAUUGUAACUUUAGAACAUGAGAUGCCUUUACUAAGGGCCUCUUUAAGAUUUUCUCAAUGAUGUAAGAAAAUGGAGAAACAGAACUAAUCUCAAUGGCUAAUCUACUCAUGCCACAGAGUCAAGGCUUCAGGAUUCUAUUCCUGAGCUUCAUCCAGUCAGAUAUCAGGACAUCCCAUUCCAUAACAUUUCUGAAGAAGUAAGAAACUUCAUUUCUAAAGCAAGCAAAACAAGAUCUUCCAUGGCCGUAAUAUGGAACACAGUGGAGGAUCUUGAGGAGACAUGGCUUUCAAGGUUUCAACAGCAUUACAAAGUGCCCAUUUUUUCAAUAGGCCCUCUUCACAAGACUGCAUUGACCGGCAGAACAAGCUUGAUAGAAGAAGAUGGUAGCUGCCUAGCAUGGUUGGACAAGCAAGUUCCUCAGUCUGUCCUCUUUGUAAGCGCAUCAGGGAGUUUAGGUGCUAUUAGUGAAAGAGACUUCACAGAGAUUGCUUGGGGGUUGGCUAACAGCAACCAACCGUUCUUAUGGGCGGUUCGACCCGGUUCAGCAAUCGGAAAGAAAGAGGAGAUCAGAGAAGAGUUAGAGCGCAUAGUUGGCAACAGAGGGCGAAUAGUGAAGUGGGCACCACAGAAAGAUGUUUUGGCACAUGAUUCAGUGGGCGGUUUUUGGAGCCAUUGCGGGUGGAACUCGACAUUGGAGGGUCUUGGCGAAGGUAUCCCAAUGAUCUGCAGACCACUGAAUGCAGAUCAGUUUGUGAAUGCCAAAUUGUUGGUCCAUGAAUGGAAGGUUGGAUUGGCACUGGAAGAGGUGGAGAGAAGUGUCAUUGCAGAGAUUGUGAGAAAACUUAUGAUUGGAGAUGAGAGAAAAGAGCUGAAGAAGAAUGCUAUGGAGAUGAAGCAGAAAUUGGUUGAUUGUUUGCAGAAAGGUGGCAGUUCUUAUAAAGCACUGGAUGAACUAACACACUUCAUUUCUUCACUUCCACAACCAACUUCCAGAAAUUGCGACAAGGGGACGAACAGAUCGGAGCAAAGCUAAAGGAUUUGGAUCGGCGGAGCCAGAAAUACGGUCCGGGGGUCGAGAAUCAAGUUUAUACAAAAUGAAAACGGUGGAUCGUUUCCAAACAAUGUCCGAGUUGAAUAUUUUAUAUGUAGUUUAGAUAAAUAGGCACUCGUAACAAUAAAAGAGAUUGUUUUUGCUCUAUUUUUGAGACAUGUGACGUAAGUAAUGAGUUAAUUAUACGUUUUUUUUAAAAUUUGGGAAAAAAAAAAUCAAUAUUACUCAUCAAAUUUUGCCGAUUUUACGUUUAGAUAGUGCUGAUUUUGCAGAAGUCAUAACUUUUUACUCGUAAUGAGUUACGGGUAUCAUAAUAUAUCAAAUCGAAGAUAUUUCAGAGCUCUAUGCUCUCAAACUUUCAGCGGGGUCAACUGACCCCCCUUGGCUCCGCCCCUGAUCCUAAAUCUUCCCGAGCUUAUACUACAUAAUCAAUCAAACUCCUUCUAUAAAAACUGUUGAACAACUUGCCUUUCCC
Cuscuta epithymum is the source of this 2239-nucleotide messenger RNA. NCBI's taxonomy places the organism in Eukaryota, Viridiplantae, Streptophyta, Magnoliopsida, Solanales, Convolvulaceae. The record is from the annotation of a GenBank genome assembly.